AUGCCCGACUCUAUCGUGACGGGGGUCCAACCCCUGUUAGUAUUGUACUUCGCAUUAGCGCUCGUUGUCGUGUACAUUUUUGGCCAGGGCCUUUAUAAUUUGUACUUGCAUGCUCUUGGCACUAUUCCUGGUCCAAAGCUUGCCGCUUUCAGUCGACUUUACGAAUUCUGGUUUGAUGUCAUCCAAGAUGGCCAAUAUCUGUGGGAGAUUGGCCGGAUGCACAACAAAUAUGGUCCCAUCGUACGCAUCGGUCCGAACGUAAUCUAUAUCCGUGACCUAUCGUACUACAGUACUAUCUAUGCUGGCGGAAGCCGAAUAGUGGACAAAGACGCGUUGACUGUGGGGUCAUUCAGCAUGCCUUCCUCGUCCAUCGCCACCAUUGAUCACAAUCUCCAUCGAGCACGCCGGGGCUAUUUGAAUCAGUACUUUUCUAAACGAUCCGUCGUGUCUCUUGAGCCGAUCAUCCAUGAGCGUGUUGACAAGUUGUGUCAGCGCCUGGAGCGUUUCAUGUCUACCGGAGAGACAGUCAGUCUCGACCGUGCAUUUUCGGCGUUGACGGGCGACAUCAUCUGUCGUAAAUUGUACGGUUCUCAUUUUGACUUUUUGGAUAUCCCGGACUUUAGAAUAUUCGCAACUGAAGCAGUCACGGCAAUCUCCUCGUUUGUUCAUUUGGCCCGUUUUUCCCCUACUCGAACAUUCUUACUAAUCUUAACAGGGUACACUCUUCUUCAGCAGGACAUCAAAACUCAGAUUAAUAUUGCUUCCAACAAGGAAAAGGGAGAACAGGUUGAUUCAGUCAUGCUGUCAACGCUAAUUGACUCUCAUGUCCCACCUGCAGAGAGAUCAGUAAGCCGUCUGGUAGAUGAGGGGACUGCUAUCUUAUUGGCGGGUACAGAAACUACAGCCAGAGCUCUCAGCAUUGCCAUGUUCUAUCUGCUGGACCAGAAAGAAUGUUUGACAAAGCUUCGGCAAGAAUUGAUUGCUUUGCCAGCUCAUGAGAUAAAUUGGUUCCCGCUGUCACUGCUUGAGCCCCUUCCAUAUCUGAAUGGGGUGGUCAAUGAGGCUUUGCGCCUCUCGUUCGGGCCUAUCGGUCCCUUACCAAGGGUCUCGCCAAAACAACAUUUACAAUACGGGGAGUACCUCAUUCCAGCAGGCACACCGGUCAGCCAAUCAACCUAUUAUGUCCACACAGAUCCGAGCAUUUUCCCCGAGCCCUUCAACUUUGAUCCUGAACGAUGGAUUAAAGCAACUGAAUCUGGAAUAAACUUGCAGAAGUACCUUGUGAGCUUUACGAAGGGGAGUCGGCAGUGUAUUGGCAUUCAAAUGGCCUACGCAGAAAUGUAUACUACUCUGGCAAGAAUUGUAUCCUCAUUUGACAUGGAUCUUUUUGAAACUACAAAAGAGGAUGUCACUGUACACUGCGAAAGAGUUCUUGCCUAUCCUAAGCAGCCCAGAUUUGGCACGGCUGCGAUCGGACAAGUUAAAGUCAAAGUUACUGGGAAGCGUAGUGUCUGA
Molecule: messenger RNA, 1515 nt
Organism: Ilyonectria robusta
Lineage: Eukaryota; Fungi; Ascomycota; Sordariomycetes; Hypocreales; Nectriaceae
Product: cytochrome P450 monooxygenase
Exons: 6
Coding region: 1-1515 (504 amino acids)
Molecular function (GO): iron ion binding; monooxygenase activity; oxidoreductase activity, acting on paired donors, with incorporation or reduction of molecular oxygen
Source: RefSeq, a predicted model, not a curated record